This is a messenger RNA of Trifolium pratense (red clover), 1084 nucleotides long. Its product is annotated as ras-related protein Rab7. The record is from RefSeq and is a predicted model, not a curated record. Gene Ontology annotation, cellular component: vacuolar membrane. NCBI's taxonomy places the organism in Eukaryota, Viridiplantae, Streptophyta, Magnoliopsida, Fabales, Fabaceae. The transcript has 7 exons. The coding region runs from base 218 to 838 and encodes 206 amino acids. Gene Ontology annotation, molecular function: GTPase activity; GTP binding.
GUUAUCAACCAAUGAUAUGUUUCAAUUACAGCUGUCGUCAUAACCAGAAUAUUCCUUAAGAUUUGGGAUAGAGAGAAAAAGCGGCUACAUAAAAAGUUAGAGAGAGAGAGUUGAAGACGGUGUCAGGCAGAGAGAGAGAGAGUCUCGCAGUUGAAGUCAAAAUCAUCAAACACAAACGAAAGCGGUUUAACCGUUUCUUCUUCCUCCGAUCUGCACGAUGCCUUCCCGUCGAAGAACUCUGUUGAAGGUCAUCAUUCUCGGUGACAGCGGUGUGGGAAAGACGUCAUUGAUGAACCAGUAUGUGAAUAAGAAGUUUAGCAAUCAGUACAAGGCAACCAUUGGAGCGGACUUCUUAACCAAAGAAGUGCAAUUUGAAGAUAGGCUUUUCACUUUACAGAUUUGGGAUACAGCUGGCCAGGAAAGAUUCCAAAGCCUAGGAGUUGCUUUCUAUCGUGGUGCUGAUUGUUGUGUUCUUGUAUAUGAUGUUAAUUCAAUGAAAUCAUUUGACAACCUUAACAACUGGAGGGAGGAAUUUCUGAUUCAAGCAAAUCCUUCCGAUCCAGAGAAUUUUCCUUUUGUUGUUAUAGGAAACAAGAUAGAUAUUGAUGGUGGAAACAGUAGGGUGGUUUCAGAAAAGAAGGCUCGUGCGUGGUGUGCAUCAAAAGGAAAUAUCCCAUAUUUUGAGACAUCUGCCAAAGAAGGCAUUAAUGUUGAAGAAGCAUUCCAAACCAUAGCAAAGGAUGCUCUGAAAAGUGGAGAAGAGGAAGAAUUAUACCUGCCAGACACAAUUGAUGUUGGAAACAGCAAUCAACCGCGGUCAACAGGAUGUGAGUGCUGAACAUAUAGAUUUUCUUCUCAAUACAAAUAAAGCAUAUUAUUUUAAAAUCAUUUUGGCAUGUCUAGACAUUGCUGUCUAUGAGAUUUCAUUGUACAUUUGUGUUUGAUCAAGAAACAAUUUGUUCCAUUGCGAUAUGUUGGGUGCUCGUUUGGUUUGUGUUAAUCUAUCAUGUUAGUUGUUCUCCUUGUAUGCUGUUACAACAUUGUGGAAAAAAAACAGAAAGCAUCAUUCUCAAGUUAUUGCUUA